GACCUAGGGCUCACGUUACGUAAGCACGUGCGAGCGCUGGGGCCCGGUCUUCGGAGUCGAAGGUGGGCUCUUCCCGCGCGUGUUGGCGGUUGAGAGAUUCGUCGGUGGGUUGUAGAAUUGUGACCUCAUGGCGGAGAUAAUUCAGGAACGCAUAGAAGAUCGAGUCCCCGAAUUGGAACAGCUGGAGCGCAUUGGACUGUUCAGUCAUGCGGAGAUUAAGGCUAUCAUUAAAAAGGCUUCGAAUCUGGAAUAUAGAAUACAGCGAAGAGCUCUUUUUAAGGAAGACUUUAUCAGUUAUGUUCAAUAUGAAAUUAAUCUUUUGGAGUUGAUUCAGAGAAGGAGAACUCGCAUCGGCUAUUCAUUUAAGAAGGAUGAGAUUGAGAAUUCCAUUGUACACCGGGUACAAGGUGUCUUCCGACGAGCUUCAGCAAAAUGGAAAGAUGAUGUUCAACUUUGGCUAUCCUAUAUAGUCUUUUGUAAGAAAUGGGCUACCAAAGCUCAACUUAGCAAGGUAUUUUCUGCCAUGUUGGCCAUUCAUUCAAACAAACCAGCUUUGUGGAUUAUGGCAGCCAAAUGGGAAAUGGAAGAUCGCUUGUCUUCAGAAAGUGCAAGACAGCUAUUUCUUCGAGCUCUGCGCUUUCAUCCAGAGUGCCCGAAACUUUAUCAAGAAUACUUUAGGAUGGAGUUGAUGCAUGCUGAGAAACUGAGGAAAGAAAAACAAGAAUUUGAAAAAGCCAAAAUGGAUGUGGGGAAUCUUGAUUAUCCUGAAGAAAUCCUUAAGGGCGAGUUGGCACGGAUCAUCUACAAAAAUUCUGUAAGCAUAAUGAAAGAUGCAGAAUUUCAUGUGUCACUGCUUUCAGUUGCACAGCUAUUCGACUUUGCCACAGAUCUGCAAAAAGAAAUUUAUGAUGAGGCUGACACCAGUAAACCACUUUGCAGCCUUCAGGCUCUGCACACAGAUGACCCUCUUACUUGGGAUUACGUGGCACGGCGAGAAUUAGCGAUGGAGACGCAGCCAGCCGGAGAGCAGCCUGCCACGAAACAAGCCAGAGCAGUGGAGGUGGGCCGGAAGGAGGAGAGGUGCUGUGCUGUGUAUGAAGAGGCAGUAAAGACUCUCCCCACAGAGGCCAUGUGGAAGUGUUACGUCAACUUCUGCUUGGAAAGAUUCGCUAAGAAGACCAGCAGUCAGUUCCUCAGAGAGAGGAGGCUGGAAAGAACCAUGAUGGCAUUCAGGAAGGCACAUGAACUCAGACUUCUACCAGAAUUCCAGUACAAGCAGUGGAUUGAGUUGCUGCUGCAUCAGGACUUCUUAAAGGAAGCUCUGGAGGUAGCAGUAGCCGGGACUGAAUCGUUUAGAGACUCUGUGAUGAUGUGGCAGAUGAAGCUGCAGGUGCUGAUUGACUCUAAGAGCCCUGAUGUAGCCGGGCUUUUUGAAGAAGCUUUUGUGCAUCUGAAAGCUCAGGUCUGUCUGCCAUUGUGGAUUUCUUGGGCAGAGUGGAGUGAAGGUGCCCAAAGCCAAGAAGACACGGAAGCCAUUUUUAAGAAAGCUCUCUUAGCUGUCAAAGGUGCUGACUCAGUCACUCUGAAGGAUAAGUACCUGGAUUGGGCUUACCGAAGCGGUGGCUACAAAAAGGCCAGAGCUGUGUUUAAAAGUUUACAGGAAAGCCGUCCAUUUUCAGUUGAUUUUUUCAGGAAAAUAAUCCAGUUUGAAAAGGAGCAAGAAUCCUGCAAGAUGGCGAACUUAAGAGAAUAUUAUGAGAGAGCCUUGAGAGAGUUUGGAUCUGUAGAUUAUGGUCUUUGGAUAGAUUACAUCAAAGAAGAAUUGAACCACCCACUUGGUAGACCUGCGAACUGCGGACAGAUCUAUUGGCGAGCCAUGAAAAUGUUACAGGGAGAGCCAGCAGAGGUUUUUGUAGCUAAACAUGCGAUGCAUCAAGUUGGCCGUUUGUGAGAAGAGGAAAAACACAGCCAAUUUUGUGAAAUAGUGUUAUAAGCCCUCUGGCCAGAUUUGUAUUGUGAGUUCAUCUGCAGUUUGCUAAGAGAUGGCAGACAAGAUGGCGGUCUGAUUUUGGGACAUGCUUUAAUUUUGUUAAUGCGUUAAUCUUUAAUUCCAGAAAAGAGAAUUGCUAUUUAGUGGCCCAGAGGCUACUUGUUAAGGCCGGACUUACUGUAGGUCCUAAAUGUUUUCCAAAAUAUAUAGAAAUCAUAAACUUGAGUUUCUUUUGUUACCCCUGGUCAAGAAUGAGUAUCUCUAACUGGGACCUAGGGGGGCCAGUGAAAGUGGAGGAGAAAGUACAAUUCCAUUUUUUCUUCUCUUCUUAUUAAAAAAGUAUACAUGGUGUGCAUUUGUUGUAGGAAAUAUGGAGUGAGCAGAAUAUGGGGAAGAAAAUAAAAGCAUCCCAUAACCUCAUCGUCUGGAGUUAAACUUACUUCCUUUAUGAGAAUUAGAUUUAUACUAUUAGAUCAUUUACUCAUUCAUUCAUUCAUUAAGUGUUCAUUAUUAGCAGGAAAGAAGAGAAGCUUUUUGGGAUGGAGGUAGGGGUUGGAGGAACAGGGCUGGACAUCCUGAGAGAGCUUGUUGUUGCCACAGAAGAGGAUUCUGGGUAUUGGGGUCAAAAGUUGACCUUUAAGAGGAUAAAGACAUUAUAAAAGUGCCUUCUAUCCCUGGGACUGAUCUUUAGAGAAGUGUCUACAGUGGGGAGGCCCAGCAACAAAAGGAGGGCAAUGGGUAGGGAGUAGAUUAGAGCAGCAGAGAAGGCCUUCAGAGGCAAAGGUGGAGGAUGGCUUGGAGCAGAGAGGACAUUCUGGGAGCAGGGGAGGCAACUGUUUGAAUUUUACAUCCUUUAACUGAACAUUGAUGUCACUGGGAGAAGCAUUCAGUUUAGUUUGACUUAAUAUUGUUACACUUAUGUUAUUUUUCCAUGUCAUUAAAGAGCCUUAAAAACAUUUAAUGAAUCUUUAACAUUGUAUUGUAUAGAUGAGCCGUGACUUAACUUUGCUAAUUCUUGUGGUUGGACCUUGUCAUUUCUAAUUUUUUUCUUAUAAAUGCUGUUGAUGAGGAUUCUCAUAAAUCUUUGUCACAUCCUUGAUUAUUUAGGAGAUUGACAUUUGUUGCUAGAAUUACUGAAUUAAAGGAUAUAACUAUUUUGAAGAAUAUUGACAUGUAUUGCCAAUCUGCAAUGUAUGAGAAUACUUUGAAGCAGUGUAGGAGAAUGUCAAUACCUUUACCUGUAGUGGGUAUUAUGUUUUAAAUUUUUACCAUUUGAAUAGGCAAAAAGUGCUAUGUCAUUGUUUUAAUGUGCAUUUUUUAUAUUAAUGAAGUUAAUGUGCUUUUCCUGGUUCUCUUGUUUUUUAAUGUUGACUGUUUUCUAAACUUUUUUCUUACUAAUUUGAA
Molecule: messenger RNA, 3394 nt
Organism: Zalophus californianus (California sea lion)
Lineage: Eukaryota; Metazoa; Chordata; Mammalia; Carnivora; Otariidae
Gene: UTP6
Product: UTP6 small subunit processome component
Exons: 19
Coding region: 128-1951 (607 amino acids)
Biological process (GO): maturation of SSU-rRNA from tricistronic rRNA transcript (SSU-rRNA, 5.8S rRNA, LSU-rRNA)
Cellular component (GO): Pwp2p-containing subcomplex of 90S preribosome; small-subunit processome
Molecular function (GO): snoRNA binding; protein binding
Source: RefSeq, a predicted model, not a curated record